AUGUUGCUGCUUGCAGAAGUAGUGCUAAUUGCUGUUUUCUCAAGAGCUGAAAAGCCUGUUUGUCAGCAAUAUGGAACACAAGAACUGCUUCAGUUCUCCAAAGAAGGUGACAUCACAAUAGGAGGAAUUUUUUCAUUCCAUAAAAAUCCCAUUCUUGUUAAACCAACAUUUAAAGUCAACCCAGGACACAUCCAGUGUGAAGGAUUAAAUCCUGGAGAAUUACAAUAUGCACAAACAAUGAUCUUUGCUAUUGAAGAAAUCAACAACAGAUCAGACAUGCUUCCUGCUGUUUCCCUGGGCUAUAAGAUAUAUGAGGCUUGUCGUUCAAUACCAUUGUCUAUAAAAGCAUCAUUAGAUUUAAUGAACGGGCAGGAAAAAGGAUUUAUCACAGACCAGUCCUGCACCAAAUCAUCUUCAGUCCAUGCCAUCAUAGGACAGUCCAGUUCGACUCUUACAAUAGGAAUUGCAGCAACUGUUGGACCUUUUCACAUACCUGUGGUGUUGCAUUACCUGACAAACGUUAACUUCACCACCAGGGAUGGAGAGAAGAUCUAUUUUGAUAAAAAUGGGGAUCCAGCAGCUCGGUACACACUAAUAAACUGGCAGCCUAAUAGGGAAGGAAUUACAAUCUUUCAGACUAUUGGUCUAUAUGAUGGCUCUUUACCAGAAGGACAGCAGUUUAUAAUGAAUGACAUCAGGCCUGUGUGGACAGGUGAUCAAAAUAAGGUGCCAAGAUCGGUCUGCAGUGAGAGUUGCCUUCCAGGGACUCGUAAGGCCAUUGAGAAAGGGAAGCCAGUCUGCUGCUUCGUCUGCAUCCCCUGUGCAGAGGGGGAGUUCAGUAAUGUAACAGGGGACAACCUUGCUGAAUGCCAGCUUCUUCAAACCUGCGAUCAACCUCACAGCAUAUGCGACAGGAGAGCACUCUUGUGCUUCCUCUGUGUGUCCUGCCAGCUCUCCUGUCUGACACUCUGGAGGCAGGCAGGUGAAUCCUAUUUCUAAUACUGCUGUAAGA
This is a messenger RNA of Lepisosteus oculatus (spotted gar), 1012 nucleotides long. RefSeq names its product extracellular calcium-sensing receptor-like. Gene Ontology annotation, biological process: G protein-coupled receptor signaling pathway. Gene Ontology annotation, molecular function: G protein-coupled receptor activity. Gene Ontology annotation, cellular component: plasma membrane. NCBI's taxonomy places the organism in Eukaryota, Metazoa, Chordata, Actinopteri, Semionotiformes, Lepisosteidae. The record is from RefSeq and is a predicted model, not a curated record.